Molecule: messenger RNA, 1290 nt
Organism: Prosopis cineraria
Lineage: Eukaryota; Viridiplantae; Streptophyta; Magnoliopsida; Fabales; Fabaceae
Product: calcium uniporter protein 2, mitochondrial-like
Biological process (GO): calcium import into the mitochondrion; mitochondrial calcium ion homeostasis
Cellular component (GO): uniplex complex; mitochondrial inner membrane
Molecular function (GO): calcium channel activity; uniporter activity
Source: RefSeq, a predicted model, not a curated record
CUCUUCUGUAAAUCAAUGGCGUUCAGGAGAGCCCUUGCUCAACGCUUAACAAAUUUACCAAUCUCCUCUCAAACUCCUGCCAAUGGCCGCUUGUCUUCUUCCUCUGUUCAGCCUCGAAUACCUCCGACCCCUGGCAAGCUUGACAUUGCUCCAGAUCCUGGAGACAGAGGUAUCUUCCGUCAUUUAUUGCACAGGCUGCCGACGCUUCGGCCGGAGCACCGAUCGCCAUUGCUGGGAGAUGGCGUUGUUGAUAAAUUCAAGGCUAUUAGCAUCGCAGGAAACCGCAUUCGAUUGGAUGGGUUGGUUCCUCCGCCGGAGAAUUCGGCUUUGGCAGUUGAGGAUGCGAGGAAAUUGCUGAAGGCUGCGCGGCUGGAGUUGGUGAAAUCGAAACUCCGGGAGAUCCGAGAGAGCUGCAUACCGUAUUCGGAGUUUCUUCAGAUCUGCGCCGAAUAUUGCUCAGAUGACGAUGAAGCCAAACGAACGGCUAAGAUGCUUGAUGAUUCUGCUGCUGUAGUUGUAUUGGGAGACCUCGUGUUUCUGAGGCCAGAAGAGGUAGCAAAAGCCGUUCGACGUCUCCUCCCACAUACAACAGGGAAGGCAUAUGAGGCAGAGGCGGCGAGAAAGGAACUUGAAGAGCUGGAGAAACAGAAGGAAGCCAUAGACACAAAAGCUGACACCAUGGUUCGCCGUGAGCUGUGGGGAGGGCUGGGCUAUCUGGUGUUGCAAACAGCAGUCUUCAUGAGGCUCACUUUCUGGGAGCUUUCAUGGGAUGUGAUGGAGCCCAUUUGCUUCUAUGUCACGUCCUUCUACUUCAUGGCUGGCUACGCCUUCUUCCUCAGAACCUCCAACGAACCCUCUUUUGAAGGUUUUUACCAAAGCCGUUUCAGCACCAAGCAGAAACGCCUCAUGGAACGUCACCAGUUUGACCUUGCCAGGUAUAAGGAGCUCAAGGCUGAUUGCUCUCACUCUUCCGAGUUGGGUUCUUCCAUAGCUCCCCCCUUUCACAAUUCUCACAAUCAUGAGUUCCAUUUGUAGAACAUGCUCGCCAUUACUGAUAUUUAUCUAUUGACCACAUCUAUGGUCAAAAUUAAAUACGUAGCGGUACUGACCUGUUCCAUGAGGAUAUCAUUACAAGGGGAAGGGAAAAUCCUAUGUAUGAGUAAUGUUGUUUUAGGAGUAUAGGAGCGGCUUCGUGUAACAAGAGCAGAGUGUUCCCAAUAUUGUUUAACUUAUGAAGGAAUUGUAAACCGCAACAAAAUGAUCAAGCCUUUCCAAGCCAUUUUGCUGUAA